UAGAAGAAGAAACAGGAAGUUGUCGCGCUGGGCGGCGCGGCAUGACCAGAACAACAAAAUGGCGGAAGAUUGGGAGUUUCGGGACUCCGCCUUGUAACGCAGCCUCCAGCUUUCCAAUUGGUCAGAGAUCUGUGUGGCUCCACCUAGAAAGCAGCAUGAACGUCCAGCAGCCGACUCCCCUGGUCCCCCCCGUCCACCCCGACGUCCAGAUGAAGGCUCUGCCGUUCUACGACGUCUUGGACGUCCUCAUCAAGCCUUCCAGUCUGGGAGCAAGUACGGCUCAGCGGUACCACCAGGAAAGGUACUUCAUCUUUGCGUUGACGCCGCAGCAGGUUCGGGAAGUCUGCAUCUCCCGGGACUUCCUACCAGGAGGAAGGAGGGACUACAUGGUUCAGAUCCAGCUGAGGUUCUGUUUAUCAGAGACCAGCUGUCCUCAGGAAGACAACUAUCCCAACAGUCUGUGUAUAAAGGUGAACGGGAAGCUCUUUCCUCUGCCUGGUUACGUGCCUCCACCAAAAAACGGCGUGGAGCAGAAAAGACCAGGAAGACCUCUGAACAUCACGUCCCUCGUCAGACUGUCCUCAGCUGUUCCUAACCAGAUCUCUGUCACGUGGGCUCCAGAGAUAGCAAAGACUUACUCCAUGUCCGUGUACCUAGUGAGGCAGCUGACGUCACCGUUACUUCUGCAGAGGCUGAGGAUGAAGGGCAUCAGGAACCCAGACCACUCCAGAGCUUUAAUUAAAGAGAAGCUCACGGCAGAUCCAGACAGCGAGAUCGCCACCACAAGUCUUCGAGUGUCCCUCAUGUGUCCACUGGGGAAGAUGCGUCUAACAGUGCCGUGCCGGUCUGUGACCUGCUCCCACCUGCAGUGCUUCGAUGCAGCUCUGUACCUGCAGAUGAACGAGAAAAAGCCCACUUGGAUCUGUCCCGUGUGUGAUAAGAAAGCAGCGUAUGAGAACCUGAUUAUUGACGGGUUGUUCCUGGAGAUCCUGAAUGAUUGCUCAGAUGUAGAUGAAAUCAAGUUCCAGGAGGACGGGACCUGGUGUCCCAUGAGACCGAAGAAGGAGACCCUGAAGGUCUCAUCACCGUUGGCUACAAAGAUCGACUCCUUAGCUCUUCCCAGACCACUAUCGGUGGUCUCCCAAGCUACAGAGCUUGUCUCCAUCAAGAAGGCAGAUGUGAUCGACUUAACUUUGGAAAGCUCCUCUUCCUCUGAAGAUGAGGAGAAGGAUGCAGAUCCUCCGCUGAAGAAACAGUGUGUUUACAUUUCCAAAAACGAGGACCUCCAUUCAAAGGGGGUUUUGACAUACCAGCCCACCGUGCGCAUGACGAACAUCCAGACCCUGGAAACGUCCUACCUAACUUCCACCCUGGCAGACUAUGCAGUCCCCUUCCACCCCUCCACCCUGGCCUCCAUCCCUACAGACAUGCAGAGUCUGGACCUAUUUUCAUUAAUCCAAGCAGAUCCACAGCAUUACCGGCCUCAGAUGUUCUUGGAGAACCUGACAGGUGGCAUCCAGAACAGCGCCGCUGCCAGUACCAGCGCUGCCCUGGUGUCCUCCUCCACCAGCAGCCAUUUCGAUACCAGCUCAAUCCACGAGUCCCGGGUCAUCACAGGAGGAGGCCCGAGUGUAGCAGGAGGUGCAGACAGCAGCAUAUCAGACAUCAUUUCAUUGGACUGAACUGAGCCUGACUGGACCUUCUGCCUCAGGACUUUCAGGACUUUACUUACAGGCCAUGUGGACUUAAACGUCAGAACACUGAUGCUCUCAAAAGACCGGAACGUUGAUGCCCUUGAUGAACUGAGGCAUUGAUGCUGUAAAUGAACCGGGACACUGGCAUCAUGUUAAAUGUGUUUCAGGCAUGUUGUCUCUUCUUCCUUUAUUUUCUUUUUUAUUAAAACUUAAAGGUUCUUGUUUUUAUACAUUGUGGUGAUGCUUCUGAUGGACUGAUGAAUGCAGUUGUGGUCCGAGCCAGUGGAACUGAACAGAGGGCAGGCUCCACUUUCACCAAGUCUUCAGGUAAGGAUCAAUCAACGGAAAUCUAGCAGGUUUGGCUCCGACCUGGAGCACCCAUCUGGACCCUGGAACAUCUGUCUGGUCUUCCAUGUUAACACAAUGAACACCUCUUUGUCCCAAACUUUUGAUUUAUAUGUACUUGUUGACUAUGAUUGAUUAGGAACUUAAUUUUAUUUUCCUGUUUUUUAAACCAUGUGUGGGUUUUCAAUUAAAAUCUGAUUAAAGCAGAAAUAAAUAUUAA
This is a messenger RNA of Melanotaenia boesemani (Boeseman's rainbowfish), 2259 nucleotides long. RefSeq names its product protein inhibitor of activated STAT, 2 (gene pias2). The transcript has 14 exons. Bases 42 to 1682 code for a protein of 546 amino acids. Lineage: Eukaryota; Metazoa; Chordata; Actinopteri; Atheriniformes; Melanotaeniidae. Gene Ontology annotation, molecular function: transcription coregulator activity; SUMO ligase activity; zinc ion binding. Gene Ontology annotation, biological process: regulation of transcription by RNA polymerase II; protein sumoylation. The record is from RefSeq and is a predicted model, not a curated record.